Messenger RNA from Clonostachys solani, 627 nucleotides. The record is from the annotation of a GenBank genome assembly. NCBI's taxonomy places the organism in Eukaryota, Fungi, Ascomycota, Sordariomycetes, Hypocreales, Bionectriaceae.
AUGUGGAUGGACAGUCGUGGCAACGGGUCAGCAAGAAAGACGGGUAUUGGGAGCACGCCGAACACAAGAACUGGCCGCCAUGCCCUCAUUCCUCCCAUCGUUCCCAUCGUCCAGCGUUCAAUUAUCCAGUGGCCGCGUAUCUUGUCCAGGCCAUUAAGGGAUACCUAUAAAUAUUGGGGAGUAGCUCUGAUCUGGCGAGACGACCUGGCCGCCCGCGAGCAGCUUCUCGGAGUACGAAGCCCAGAUGAUGAGUUCCCGGGCGUCGUCGGAAAUGGACAAGGUGGAGAAUGUGUUGUCUUCCCCAAACACGUCGCUGUACCCAGAUUGGAUGGAAAAGACGCCGCAGCGGUCGAGGGCUCCGUUGGUGUGGGAGGCCGGACUGCCCUGGACGGAGUAGACACACUCUGUGGCAUCGGCGGCCUGGGUGUUGAUGCGGAAGGACCAAUCGCACUGAGAAUCAGCGUCGUUGCAGGCGCGCUUAAGAGAUUCGAUGAUCCAUUCAGGCUCGUCGGCCCUCAUGGACUUGGAGCCGGCGGAGCGAGGUGUUGGGCUCGCGAGGGUGAGGGAGGUAGGGAGGAGGGAGAGGAGGGUCUUGGUGAAAUGCAUUGUGACUGCUUGAAGCUUUGA